Zygotorulaspora mrakii is the source of this 1821-nucleotide messenger RNA. RefSeq names its product thiamine transporter THI7 (gene THI7). Gene Ontology annotation, biological process: nucleobase transport; transmembrane transport. The transcript has a single exon. The record is from RefSeq and is a predicted model, not a curated record. Gene Ontology annotation, cellular component: plasma membrane. Lineage: Eukaryota; Fungi; Ascomycota; Saccharomycetes; Saccharomycetales; Saccharomycetaceae. The coding region runs from base 1 to 1821 and encodes 606 amino acids. Gene Ontology annotation, molecular function: nucleobase transmembrane transporter activity.
AUGGGAUUCAAAAGCGUUCUGAGCAAGAGUUUGAGUUUUCUCGAGAUUCCCGUGGACCAGAGAGGGACUCUGAGUGUGCUGAAGAACCCGGACCUGAAGCCAAUCCCAAGGGCUCAGCAAACAUGGGGGUUCUGGUCGAACUUUGCGUACUGGGGGGUGAUUUCGUUCGGUGUCGGUACGUGGGCCAGUGCGGCGUCUGCAGCAGACUACGGGCUGAGCUACGCGGCCACGAUCGGUACGUUUAUCGUGGGUGACGUGGUGACCAUUAUGUUUACUUUGGCGAACUCGUACCCGGGUUACGACUGGAAAGUCGGGUACACGAUGGCGCAGAGAUUCACGUUUGGUAUCGUGGGGUCGUGGUUUGGUAUCCUGAUCCGUGUUUUGAUGAGUGUGGUCAACUACGCUUCGAACGCGUGGCUGGGUGGGCUGUGUUUGAACAUGAUCCUGGACUCGUGGUCGCACCACUACCUGCACCUGCCAAACACGUUGACCUCGCAUGUUGCGAUGGACACGAGGGGUGUUAUCGGGUUCAUGCUGUUCCACGUUGUCUGCGCACUGUUCUAUCUGAUCAAGCCAUACCACCUGAAUUACAUCCUGAUCGGUUCCUGCACGGCGACGUGUUUUUCGAUGCUGGGUAUGAUUAUCUACUUGACAAAACAGGCGCACGGAGUUGAUGAGCUGUUCACGAGUCUGGAGUCCACAGCCACGGGUUCCACUUACUCUUGGGCUUGGGUUUAUUUGAUCUCGUACUGGUUUGGUUCUGUUUCUCCCGGCUCUGUUAACCAAAGUGAUUAUUCCAGAUUCGCGUCUUCAAAGACCGCUCUUUGGUUGGGCACAAUUCUUGCGCUUUUGAUCCCAACAACUUUAGUUCCUGUUUUUGGUGUCAUUGGUGCUUCUACCACUUAUAAGCUGUAUGGUGAAUCGAUGUGGAUGCCAAGCGACAUCUUCAACCAUUGGUUGACCGAAGAUUAUUCUGCUGGUGCUCGUGCGGGUGCAUUUUUCUGUGGUGUCUCAUUUAUGAUGUCGCAAGUUGCUUACACCGUUUCUAAUGCUGGUUUUGCAAGUGGUAUGGAUUUAGCUGGGCUCUUACCAAAAUACAUCAAUAUUAAAAGAGGUGCGUUGUUAUGUGCUGUUGUGUCUGUUGCUUGUCAACCGUGGAAUUUUUACAACAACUCGUCAACUUUCUUGACUGUUAUGAGUUCUUUCGGUAUUGUUAUGACUCCAAUUAUUUCUGUUACCAUUUGUGAUAAUUUAGUUAUCCGGAAAAGAAAUUAUUCGGUUUCUCAAGCCUAUCUAUUGAAGGGUGAAUACUAUUUCUACAAAGGUGUUAACUGGAGAGCAGUGUUUGCUUGGGUAGCGGGUAUGACCCCUGGGUUACCUGGUAUCGCUUGGGAAGUCAACAAUAACUAUUUCCACAAUACAGGUAUUGUCAAUUUUUACUAUGGUGAUUCAUUCUUUUCGUUCAUGAUUUCCUUCUUUUUAUAUUGGAUCCUUUGUGUCUUUUUCCCAAUUAAAAUGACUAUCGAUCAUGAUGAUAAAGAUUACUACGAUUGUUUCACUGAUGAGAUUGCAAGAAGUAAAGGUAUGGUUCCAUACAGUGAAGUUUCCCCAGAAGAAGUUGCAAUGCACGAUAUUACAAAUAAAUUGGGUUGUAUGGAUCAAAUCUCAGAAAACACUGAUACAUUGAACACUGUGGAAGUUAAUGGUGAUGAUGAUGAAGGUUUAAAGGAAAGAAAAAUUUCAAAUAACUCUCCUCAAAGUUCUCUAUCAAACUAUGAACAAAAAGAAGCUCAUACCCAAAAUGUUCAAGAGACCUCUUAA